AUGGUACGGACAAUUGCGAGAGACACACACGGACAAGGACGCCUAAAAUCAGGACACGGAUCUGUCGUCUUCACAAUUCUUAACAGAUUUGCUACUUCCGAUCUGACCGGGAUGUCGCUUUCACCGUUGCAAUCCCCUGUCUCUGGUCCACCUCAGCACCGCCGAGCGUCAGCCUGGCUACGUUCUGGAGCCCCUCUCACGAUUGGGUUGCUACUGUACAUUGUUGUGUUCCAAUAUUCUGUAUAUCGUGCCGAUGUGAAACCAGUAGCAUCGCUACGCGAGGAUCGGCAUUUUUUAUAUUUGCAAAACAAUCUAAAAUGCAAAAAGGCAAGCAAAUUAAGCCGCCCACUUUCAAAAGAAAAUCCUGGUCUCGAUUUUACCCGACAAGACAAGCUGUAUUCUCAUCUUAAAAACGAUACAGUGGUUUUGCCCGUAACAACCUGGGAGCGUUUCAGCAUUAGACCACUCAAGAUACCAUACCCAAUAUUUAUGACAAGUUUGCCGAAAAGUGGCACCACAAGUCUGUGGCGAUAUUUUCGGUGCGGAGAAGUCAAUGCGUCCCAUCAAUACGUGACUAAGCAAGGCGAAAGGAAAGCGACACUAGCGGGUGUGUGUAUUCAAGACAAUAUUAAGCAAGACAAGCCUCCCUUUGAAGGAUGUGGUGAAUAUGAUUUGUUUUCUGAUACGGGUUAUCUUUUCUAUGACCAUGAUGAAGGGGAACAGUGCUUCUUCCCUUCGGUUGAUGCCUUGGAUCGUGUCUACGCUCACUAUCCGAACGCAACCUUCAUUAAUGUUAUUCGCGAUACUGCGUCAUGGUUUACAUCGUUAAAGAACUUCGCGCAAUCGUCUUUGUUUGUGAGGCUUCGACUUUGCAAUGGGACACAUUUCCCUGACGGCCAGUCAAAGGUGCAGGAUUGGUACAAGUUCUACAAUUGGCACAAUAAAAUGGUACAGCAAUUCGCUGUAGACCAUCCGUCGCUCACAUACAUCGAAGUCGAACUAGAAAGCAACACAACUUCUAAGGUACUAGAAGACUCGACCGGCAUCCCAUCACAAUGUUGGAAAAAAUGUCGACCAAACAAGAUGCUGUGCGACGAAGAACUUGAGGCACGAGAUCGCAAGACAGUUGAGGACUCAAGAAAGGGGGCAAAGCGCGAGGUGGUGAAAAAGCUGGAGAUCAAAAAAUCGCGUAUCCUCAAGUCAGGAAAGUUAAUCGAAAUGACUACAAAGCAUUGA
This is a messenger RNA of Phaeodactylum tricornutum CCAP 1055/1, 1236 nucleotides long. RefSeq lists its product with no specific name. Lineage: Eukaryota; Bacillariophyta; Bacillariophyceae; Surirellales; Neidiaceae. The record is from RefSeq and is a predicted model, not a curated record. The transcript is spliced from 3 exons. The coding region runs from base 1 to 1236 and encodes 411 amino acids.